This is a messenger RNA of Osmia lignaria (orchard mason bee), 7276 nucleotides long. RefSeq lists its product as uncharacterized. The record is from RefSeq and is a predicted model, not a curated record. NCBI's taxonomy places the organism in Eukaryota, Metazoa, Arthropoda, Insecta, Hymenoptera, Megachilidae.
CUACGGGUGCGGGCAGUCAGGCAGGAUGACGAGAGCCGUAGAAAGAGAGGAGUUGGUGGAGGUUAGGUCGGUGGCGCAAAGAAAGAAGAAUGACUGGUGGCCGGCAGCGGUGGACUAGCGCCUGUAUGACUGUGUGUCGAGCGGGUUGCCGGGACGUCGAGGGGCGCCUGCUGGAUAGAGAGAAAAAGAAAGAAUGCUCCGCUCGAAGCGAGGAAAGAAAGAGAAAGGUUGAGAGGUGGCCGAAUAAGUGGGGGUAACACGGUAAGAGACGGUGAGUGUGACAGCGACGAGCGAGGCGAGGGGUUUUAGAGCGAGAGAGCGAGUGGCGAAUCGUCGAGAGGGGAAGGGAAAAAGCGUUUCAGUGGGAAGCAGCCGCAGUCCUCGCCGAUGGUGGGGAUGAAAAUUAGUUACGGCAUCUACCAAGACCUAAAAGGAACUCCGUGCGCGGCGCGGCCAGGCCACUUCGUGCAAUGUUACGCGUUAAGGUACCCCCGUGCGUUGUUGGCAGUACCCGGUUUCUAAGCUCAUCGUCGUCAUUAUCGUUACCGUCGUUCGCGUUCUUGUUCUCGUUUUCGUUCUCGUUCGCGGUCUUGUGCUCGACGUGACGGUCAUCGUCACGCUGCGAAACAAUUCGGUACGUGAAAACACACUAUGGCUCAUGGCGUAAGCGAGGUGCUUGGUGAGGGAAGCACAGUGAAAAUGGUGCAUCAGAAGCAGCAACAACAGCAGUCGGUGCAUCAACAUCAGCAACAACAAAACGCGAAAAAAUCUGUCGGUGUGAUGGGAAGUAGACGCAUAUUCGCGCCGGCCUUCAAGCUCAAGGUUCUCGAUUCGUACAGGAACGAUAUCGACUGUCGUGGAAAUCAACGAGCCACAGCGAGGAAAUACGGCAUUCAUCGACGUCAAAUACAAAAGUGGUUACAGUGCGAGGAUAAUUUGAGAAACAGUUGUGCCGAGACUGGAAAUAAUGGAGUGGUCACGACGACGGUGAUCUCUGCCGCGGGUGUUUCUAAGGCGGACGGCACCGUGUCAGAAUCCACGGGGUCCGCCGUGACUCCAGCAGCGCCGGCCUUGAACCUCAGCCUCGCCAGACUGCACGGCGACGAGCUGGCUACACAGCAAGGGCCCCCACCUCUUCUUUCUCGUCCUCCUCAUGGUAGUUCACCCUCUUCGCCCCAAUACGUUUCUCAAUCCAACACGGUUUCGGUUUUACCCGUUCGUGUCGGAUACCAGGAAUAUUCCGCUAAUCAAGAUCAACAUCAUCUUCGUCGAGAUACGGAGGAUCGAAUACGGGCAACGGACGUUCACGGAUAUUCGGAGGCUCGUGUGAAUCAGGAAACUAAUUAUUACGUUUUAAACGCUGAUGGACAACGUGAACUGGAAAACGCGACGACGUCGUUCGAGAACCGAAACGAGGCGAAGGUGUACCAAACUCUGACGAGUUAUCGCGCCUCGCAUCAGGAGCAUCGGUACAGUGAAAAUGAGAAACAUCGUUCGCCAAGUCAUCGUCAUCGAUCGUCGCAAAAUUACGGAGACGUAGAUUCCUCGGUGGACGGGAAAUCAUCGUACGGUUUGCUACUAGCAUCGUCGAUGAUAAAGACGGAACGCGCGAGCCCAGACUCGGCGGCGACGCCAGGGCCGUGCGAGUCGACUAGUUCUCCCGGUCUCUCCAGGAUCCCACUCUCGCCUCUUCUGCAUCAAGCAAGCAACAGUUCCAGCUCCAGUUCCAGCUCAACAACGUCCGUUCACUUCGAUUCCCCACGGGCCUCCGCGAGUCCGUGCUCGUUGCACGUGCACGAUCACGAUCACGCACACGAGCACGUACACGCAUACGCGUCACCGACUCCGGAUUCCGAGAAGUCGAUCCCGUCCAUGUAUCAGCAGGAGAGAGAGUCGAAGGAGACAACGACGACGACGACGACGACGACGACAACGACAACGACAGUCCGUAUCGGAGAGAAGGAAACAGAGGACGUUGCGGGGGAGGCAGAAAUCGGUAGGGCGGUGGUCAAGGAAGAAAUUCAGCUGGAAGAAGAGGAGAAUUGCGAGGAGGGAAGAGAAGCUGUCCCUGCAGCAUCCUCGUACAUCGAUUAUCAACGACCACCUGCUGGCUCGUCUUUCCUCGAUUCCCGUCCUGCCAGCCCUGUACACGAUCGAGAAGGAUACUCGUUGCCUUCGAGCCCUCGCGAACCGACCAGUUCCGCUGGGUCCAGCACCAGUUGCUCCGACAGCGAGAUGGACCCUCUCGACUGUUCUUCCGGUGGUCACAAUUCGUCUAACGACCUUGCUCGGCGACGAUCCUUCUCCCUGCGAUUCAAAUUAGACGUUCUCGAUGCUUUCCACCGAGACGUCGGUGUGGCCGGCAACCAACGCGCCACCGCUCGAAAAUUUGGCAUAAAUCGUCGUCAAGUUCAAAAAUGGUUAGGCCAGGAGACGGAGUUGAGGGGCGAGAUCGCACUUCGUGGAAACUCGCGACAGCGACUCGGCCCUAUCCAGGAUGUCGCUUCCGGUGACUCACCGGUAGAUCUGAGGACGUCGAACUACGUUUCCAGCUUAUCGCAGGAUCAAAUCGAAGCUGAAUACGAGCGAUCGCCUCCGCCUCGUUACUGUUGCGACAUCGGCACCUCCUCCUCGCAGCAUCUUUUCUACUAUCACCAUUCUGCCGCGAUAGACCCGUCUUCCGAGAGCGAGCCUACCGUUUCUUGCAAUCUCUCCUGUUGCAUGGACAGUCACGCUACGACACCGGUCACCUCGUGUUACCAGGAAGUGUCCUUAAGGGGAUCUUGCUACGCGGAGUCACAGAACAGGCAGUACUGUUAUUCUCCGAGAGAGUAUUCGUCCGAGAUCACUUCGAUCCCCUCGAUCCCCGAACAAUCGGAAGAAUUGUCCUCGCCACUCAAGAGGCAACACUGCACCCUCUCGUGUUGCUACGAAACGCUGCCUUCGCCGAAAAGGCUUUGCCUGGAGGCGGAAGAAUCAACGCAAUUGAACGGAAAUUCCUGCCAACAAGUGCCUCCUCAAGAAACGCCACUCUGUCUGGUGAAGCCAAAGAGGCUGGUUGUCGCCUCACCGUUGAGGACAGAGCCGGUAACCAGUACGGUGCCGACGCCACCGGCGUCCACCGUGCCACCUCAUCCAGGACCAACACCGAAGAAGGACGCCAUCUUGUUCAAACCCUACUUGGACAAUCCGGUGAGCAAACCUGCGAAAGAGCACACGGUUCAAAGGGGUUUGUCACCAGUCAGCAGUCAGAACAUCAGCAACAACAACAACUGCCAAAGCGUUUGUAAUUUGAACGAAGGUAGCAGGGGCCACGAUUAUGCUCUCGAGCUUAGCUUAAGACUGCCGGUAUCCUGGAGGACUCAGCCGAGUCCGUACACCGAGUUCCCGCAGGUCAGGAGCGCAUUCGUUAGGUAUCCAGCGAGUCACUACAGUUAAUUCAAACGUUUAUUCGAUUCUCGAUCUCGCGAAAUAUGUAUUACAGCGACACCUGUUCCAGCUUGAUCCUCGAUUCGGGCCGAGUCCAAGUACCUUGGAAUUGAUUUUAUUUACUUUACAAAUUUUAGAAUCCAAUUUUUAAUUGUACAUUUGAGAAUUUUAACGCAUCGGUUCUUAGAUAUCUACAAUCGUUCAGGGACAAAUGCUUCGUGGACAGGAUCAUCCGUGGAAGGAUCGAUUAGUACGUGAUCUACGACACGUCGUAUGCCACGUAAGAGUUUAUCGUUUCCACGGAUCGCGUCGGUACCGUGUUAUACAUCAUGAUAAAGUCCUAAUCGGCCAUUGGACGAACCGAAACGUGGAAGGAGAUUAUACACACGCUCGCGUCCUCGCUUAGCAUCUCCUUCGGACCCCCUCUUAUACCUUACGCUCUUCUUCUUUUUCCCCGCUCAAAAGUCUUUUCUUGACUUUUUUUUUCCGCGCCUCUUUAUCGUCGAGAUUAACGGCUAUCUGCUAGGCCGUUUAGAGGUCGAGUGCGUUCGCUAUAAUUACGGAAUUAUGUCAGUCUCGGGACGAUACCGAUCACGAAAGAAAAAGUCUCUCGCGGCUGACAACGUGGUUUCUAGCAUUGCGUUACGCAAUAACCUGACGACAUACCGUCUCUUGUUCGUCGAGUAAUCGUAUUCUCCAGAAAAUCGAACUCGAAACGGAUGAUCGUCUAUGCUAGAACUGCGGCUACCGGUUUCCUUGGUCUUUUUCUAUUCGUCAUCUUCUUCUUCCUCCUUCUCCUCCUCUUUUGCCACGGUAGCUUCUCGAUUCUUGGUUUGUCAUAUAUCGUUCCGAAUGAACGGUUGUCGCUGUUCUUAUUCCACCGUCGUCGAUCGAGGAUCGAUCUUAUAAAUAUCGUGUUUAAUUGCUCAAAAAAUUUCUUCCAUGGGCGCAGCUGUGCGAUGCACGGUGCGCAAGUAUUACGACAGGGUUUCGCUUCUUCGUUAUAUUCUUCGGUUCUCUCCCCUUUUGAUCGACUCCUUUAUGAAUCUUCUUCGAUCUCUUUCUCCUUCUCCUCGAAAUAUAAUUUUGUAAAUAAAAUAAUUCUAAUGUUUCUCUGUCGAUGCAAUAAAUAAUUGAGGAGAAAGAGGAAAAAGUAUAUGAAACUAAGAAAAAGAAAAAUCAGUACUUACCUAACGAUUACUUCAAUAAUUAGAACUAAAAUUAUUUAAUAUUAUAAGGAAAGGAGUUGACGAUGCAAUUGUAAAAUUAUUUUAUUUUUGGAAACAUAAUAUUCAUGACGAAACACGGUCGAUCAAGAGGGGAGAAUUUGAAAAAGACAAAUACGGGAGUGGUCCGAAACAACUCGCGUGCCUUACACAUGAUAGGUGAUCGUGUAGCGUCGACAUUUUAAGGGAUACAAUUUUAGAAAUUUAGACCAAUAAGGAGACAACGUUCUUAAUUAUUCUUAUAAAUUAUUCGUACGUCGUCUUCUCCGUUUAACCGUGUGUUCCGAUUCUCGCGAGGCGAUAACACGUUUCUCUUCUUUAAUAUCAUCGAACGACUUUCGGUAAUAAUAAUAGAGUAGGAAAAAAGUAUGGAAAUUCCUCUUCAUAUGCGAUUACCAUUUCUCGUAAUCGGUCGUUAUGUUCGACCCCAAGGAGAUAAUGGUCGCGAUAAUGAUCCGUGUGCAUUGGCCAGCGUUGCUAUUCGCGAAAACGGAUACGAGCGAACGGGAAAGCGAAAAUAGCGGUUCCACGAAUGUUCUUGUGAUCGGAUAAUUGAGCGAGCCCACGGUAAAGAAGGGCAAUUUUGUAAAUCACCGUCGCAGACGGAGGCAGUUACGUCAAUGUUUCAAUAUUCAGAGCCAAUCGAGCUCGUUCCCAGUGCGGCUAAUCUCGCAUAUUGCGACAGCCGCGUUACAUUAUCGGUCGAAAUGCACUCGCUCGUUACCGAGUCGGCCGACACGGGUCAACAGCGCACCAAUCUAUCUCGCGAACGGACGUAAAAAUGCGUCAACUUUUGUAAAUAGUCAACUAUUCGUACCUUUGAAACAAUAACAGUAUCGGAAAAGGAAUUUCCCUCCGUUCGUCCCGAUUCGAUCUCGCCUUUCGGAACUCGGAGAAUCGGAAGAUAGGAAACGGGAGAAGAAAAGGAGCGUAUAUUAGCCUUGUCCGCGUUCGUCGAUAGGGUCAAGGUGGCAAUGUACAAUAAAAUGUAGCGUAAUCGUAAGCCAUAAUGAAUUACAUAAUGCCAUAACGUUUUACAUAAUAAACGUAUAGUGUCGAACCGACUGACGAAAGAGGGAGCGUGCUCGGUAGUGCGAGAAAUAAAUGCGUGGAUACGUGCGUGCGUGCUUGCUUGCCUGUGUUCCGUGUGCACAGCCCACAAGAGUCUAUUAAACGAGGCAUAGAGCAUUGUAUAAGCAAUAUUUUUUAAGUGCAUAAAAGUGUGUGAACGGUUGAGAGGGAGGCGAAGGGAUGGCGCACGAGCAGCAGCGUUUCGUGGGCGAGCCCCCGCGUUUUAAACUUCGUAUUCACACACGUACGUAAACACAGAGUUAUGGUGUAAGCAUAAUGCUUGUGUAUCGUACAUGUACAAAGAAAAUUUAUAUAUAAUGUUGGAAGAUAAAAAAAAAGAGAGCGCGUAUAUAUAUAUAUAUAUAUGUAUGUAUGUAUACAUAAUUAUAUAUUAUAUUUUAAUACGAUGAACUUUUAGAUUAGAAACGAAGCGCCUGAAAAACUCGCCCGGUGCCUUUUUAGAUCGCUCGUGCCUUAUAGGUUCGCGCGAGGUGGAAUCAAGGACCAAAAAGUGUCCCGCGUCCUUAGAACGAACCACGGGUAUUUAUACGUUCCCCUCCGCGACGAUGAAGCGUUCCGUGCUGGUUCUUGGCAAGGAUAACGCUACGGGACAGAGUGCAUACACCGGUGACUCGCCCAAGCGUGUAAUAAUAUCAGUAUUCAGAAUUUAUAUUCGUUUAUUUAUUAUUGGUCGUCGACACAGUGGUCCGGAUCGAAGAAUUUAGCCACAUUCUAGUAUUACCUUUGAACCAUGAGAAGGUACAUCCUGGGAUCUCCUCUUCUUCGUGUUCAUUCCUUGAAAAAAUGACCAGUCCAUAAUCCGUGUAAGGGAGAUGAACACGGAGGGAAGGAACCAAUGGACAAGGUACGAUUAAUAUUUUUUGGUAAAAUGUCGCUAUAUUCUUCUGUCCGGAGUCUGGACCAUUGUACGUCAUUUUAAAUCCACUCUUGUUUCUCUUCUGCCUCGUCGAAUGAAAGAGGAUAAUUGAAAAGAUAUUAUAGUUUCACCCUUCUCUUAGAUCUAUUUUAUUCGUAUUUCCGAUCAUUCUGAAGGAAAACAUUUUAAAUUGAGUAAAACGAUAAGGUGAACUCGUUCCGAGGGUCGAUCGAGAGCUAACGAAACGAAUCAAUCAGGGUUCCUUCGCCGAGAGGCAGCUCAAAGUGUGAUAAAUCGCCUCGUUUCUUCGAGGCUUAUCUAUUUUUCUUUUUUUCUUCUGUACGGCCGAGGCUCUCUGGCGAGCAUGAAACAAUGGCGAAAGCAACGAUAUUAUUUGACUCCGUCGUUUAAAAGCGUUAUUUCUCUUCUGUCGUUAAAAUUGUGAUCUAUCGAGAUGAAAAUGGCGAGACUGAGAGGGAGAGGCUGAAACACAGAGAGAUAAAGUAAGUGUGAACGUCGUUCUUUCUUUUUUUUUUUUUGUACGAUAGGAAGAAACAAAAUUCAUUGUAUUAAAUAUUGUAUUAUAUGUACACACAGCCGGACACAUACACACAGACAUGUAGAUUAUUGAAAAUUUUAAAGAAAAUAUAAGAGACUAUUUUAAAUGAAGAAA